This is a messenger RNA of Cryphonectria parasitica EP155, 1071 nucleotides long. Its product is annotated as Ribokinase-like protein. Gene Ontology annotation, biological process: D-ribose metabolic process. Gene Ontology annotation, molecular function: ribokinase activity. The transcript has 3 exons. Lineage: Eukaryota; Fungi; Ascomycota; Sordariomycetes; Diaporthales; Cryphonectriaceae. The record is from RefSeq and is a predicted model, not a curated record. The coding region runs from base 1 to 1071 and encodes 356 amino acids.
AUGACAUCUGACGCAUCAUCCUCUUCGCUCCCACGCAUCUGCGUGCUGGGCUCCCUCAAUAUGGACCUCGUCUCGUACGUGCCUCACCACCCGGAACCUGGCGAGACCCUCACCUCCAACUCCUUUGCUGUAUCCCCCGGCGGCAAGGGCGCCAACCAAGCCGUGGCCUGCGCCAAACUCUCUCGAUCUCGUCCACCCACAGGAUCGACCUCAGGCGACGACCUCCCCCCUCACUCAACAGGGGCAACGGCCGAGGUCGCCAUGGUAGGUGCAGUCGGCGCCGACACCUACGGCACGCUCCUCCAGAGCAACCUCCGCGCCCACGGCGUCGACGUCAGCGGUGUGGCCGCCCCGUCUACCCUCAAGACAGGCAUAGCCAUCAUCAUCGUCGACGAGCCCACGGGCCAGAACCGCAUCGUGCUGAGCCCGGAGGCGAACCACCUGGGCGUGAGCCCUGCUGACUUUGACCGCGUCAUCGCGCCGCGGGUUGCUGUCGGCAGGCGGCCUGACCUGCUGAUCAUGCAGCUCGAGGUCCCCCUGCCGACGGUGCUGCUCGCCCUCGAGACGGCGCGGCGACAGGGCGUCUCGGUCCUGCUGAACCCUGCGCCCGCGGUGCCUCUCCCCGAGGAUGCGUAUGCGGGUCUCGCGCACCUGGUCGUCAACGAGACGGAGGCGUCGAUCCUGUCUGGCCUGCCUGUGGCGAAGCUUGACACCGAGGAAGGGUGUGCUGAGGUGGCGGGCUGGUUUGUGGGGCGCGGGGUGGGCGCGGUGGUGAUUACGCUCGGGGGCAGGGGCGUGUAUUUUCGGGAUGGAAACAAGAAGGAGGAGGAGAAGGACGGCGGCGGGAAGGAGGGUCUGGUGCCUGCUGAUAAGGUUCGGGAGGUGGUGGAUACUACGGCUGCUGGGGACACGUUUGUGGGACAGUAUGCACUGGAGGUGGUGAGUGGCAAUGGUGGCAGCAGCAAGUUUGAUGUGGAGGCGGCGGUGAGAAAGGCAAACAGGGCGGCGGCGAGGACGGUGGAGAGGAAAGGGGCGCAGGACAGUAUUCCCUGGAGAGAUGAGCUGGUGUGA